This is a messenger RNA of Nematocida major, 1845 nucleotides long. RefSeq lists its product as uncharacterized. The transcript has a single exon. Bases 1 to 1845 code for a protein of 614 amino acids. The record is from RefSeq and is a predicted model, not a curated record. NCBI's taxonomy places the organism in Eukaryota, Fungi, Microsporidia.
AUGCUUAUAGCGAUCACUAGUCAAUUUCAUGUUUCAGAUCGUGUGAAAUUCAAUCAAGUGCUGGCCGUGCCCUCUCCGAUUUUGUGGGAAUUUCAAAAAUUCACCGCAGAAAUAAACAGCAAUUUUUCCGGGAUAGUCCAAAUAGUGUAUUGUUACAAUGCAUCCAAACAAGAACCGCUAGUCAUUAAUCAGUUACACAACUAUAUAAAGAGAAGAAAACAGAAAUGCAUGAACUUACGCAUACCAAUCGGGUUUAUAACCAUGAUAUUCGCCGUGCUUAUGUCAGCCUUUGUAGUCUUUGACUUGGUGAGGCACAUGGAAGAAAACAAUGCCAUUACAACAGACGUAUUGCUCAAUAGGGGGGGAUAUGCAGAGCGCGAAAACUGCAUGUUGUUCUUAAACGAAGGGCAAAAUCCAAUUUAUGACAUAAAUAAGCAUGCCGAACACGAAAAUGCUUUGUGCUUUGUAGAAGACAUAUUAGAUCCUCUUUCAAAAGUGGACUUAAAAAUAUACUCUGAGAAAUUCGGUGCAAACGAAACAUCCGAAAUAGAGAUCAAGUACAAGCUUCUGGACGGGGAAAGUAUGCGAAACAACUUUGCUAGAUACCAGAAAAACUGUGUUUUUGACAAUUUAGAGCCAAUUGACGAGAAUUCUGCGGAAAUGUCCAGAUUUGCGUGUUUUACUCCAGAGCCAGCGUAUACGAGCAUCUAUGCGAAUAUAAUUGGAGACAGGAACUUCGUCGAGCGUAAGAGUGAGCUUUUGAAGGAUGAGAGUCUGAAAAAAUUCCUCUAUUUCGGGCGGCUGUCUUGCCUUUGGUCGGAAAAUUACUACUUAACACUAAGUAACCUGGUAUACCAUAGUUUUUAUCCAGAUUACAAUCGCCCCGAUUCAAUUAACACCAGGCGGAUUCAGCUUCUUGGAGGAGUUGCAUUCGUGUAUGACGCCGUGAAAUUUAACACAUUCAGCACGAUAGAGCUGAUAAUUUCAAGGUACCAGCAGACGUUGAGGGCUUUUAAGAAUGAUGUGAUCCAAAAAGAUGAUUUGCAAAAGCUAGCAGCAGCCCAGCUUAGAACAGAUGCGUACUCUCUGAUCGACUCUUUAGCUUUUAUAGGCUAUAUUGCCGAGAGAAUAAAUAUAAUGUCCAAAGAACAUGUGGAUUACGUUAAAGAAGGCAGCAUUUCGGCUGCAGCGGCAGGUACCAGAGAAGUGCAUGCGCUUGACUUCUCCAUCAUGAACAGCCUAAAUAGCAGCACCUUCGGAAAAGACAAUAUAUUCACAAAGCAGAAGUUUACCUGGGAAAAUUACGAGAACAUGGAUGCGAAUAUGAUCGGAGCAUUAAAAAAUGAGAUAAACACGGCUUGGGAAUCUCCGAUACCGAGCAUGAAAGAAGACUUGGAGGCGCUGAGGGAUCUUCUGAAAACUUUAAAAUCACGUUUGGGAACAGAUCAGACCUUUAUAUUGGUGAAAGGUAUAUCUCUGGAUAAGGUAGAUGCUGAUAGUGUAGAGAAUAUCAUGAAAGAUAUUCAUAAUAGGAUUUCAUGGCUGAAAUAUAACUAUGGUUUGGCCUCUAAAAAAUUCGAAAAAAAGAUAAGCGAUUUCUGCAAAAACAAAACAUCUGACUGUUUACCGGAUGUGCAUAAGCAUGAGUACAAGUCGAUGCCAGAUGACCCAAUGAAAGGCACAAUUACGCUAGAAAAUCACAGGAGUGCCUACGAAGAAGACUCUUCGGUAGACAAUGAUCCUUCCGCCUCAGGUGCAAGUGAUUUCGGCAGAACAAGUACUUCUACCGUAAUUGCUGUUUCUCUUGCAUUUCUAUACAGCAAAUUGAAAGUUUCCCAGCCCUGA